This is a messenger RNA of Solanum dulcamara, 3004 nucleotides long. Its product is annotated as U-box domain-containing protein 3. Gene Ontology annotation, molecular function: protein binding; ubiquitin-protein transferase activity. NCBI's taxonomy places the organism in Eukaryota, Viridiplantae, Streptophyta, Magnoliopsida, Solanales, Solanaceae. Bases 334 to 2670 code for a protein of 778 amino acids. Gene Ontology annotation, biological process: protein ubiquitination. Gene Ontology annotation, cellular component: nucleus; cytoplasm. The transcript is spliced from 5 exons. The record is from RefSeq and is a predicted model, not a curated record.
UCACAUUUCUUCCUUCCAUUAAUUAAUCAUUAAUUACACCAACAAAUCUGCAGCAAUAAAGGGUCCCAUCAAUUUUAACAUUGUUUUUCUUUUGCUUCCCUGUAAAUUAGAGCCUCUCCUACUCGCUUUUUCUCUCUCUCUCUCUCUCGCUAUACAAACAAUGAAGCACUGGCAAGAAUUGUUGGGGAAAAAGGGCUCAUUGAUUCUUCAACUUUAUUCCAUUGAAUACUCAUGUUGAAAUUUCUUUCCUUUUGAAACACCAUUGUUUCUUUUUUCUUCAAGAUCUGGGUUUGUUUUUUCUCCCUAAGCUCCAGAUUUGUGCAUGACAGGUUAAUGGAGUUAACAUCUGUAAGGUGCCUUAUAAACAGUAUCUCUCGAUUCAUUCACCUUGUGACAUGUCUAACAUCAAAGACUAUGCCUGGUCAAAAGAACUACAAAAAUAUUGCAACUUUGUUGAAGCUUUUAAAACCAGUACUGGAUGAUAUUGCUCAACAAAAAGCUCCUUCAGAUGAAACCAUAUGCCGGCAGUGUGAAGAACUAGAUGUAGCCAUUAAUGAAGCUAGGGAAUUACUGGAAGAAUGGUCUCCUAAGAAGAGCAAGAUUCUCUGGGUUUUGCAUAGUGAACCAGAGUUGCUGAAAAUCCAGAGCAUUGCACUCAAGUUAUCUCAUAUUUUAUGUCAACUACUAGAGUCAUCACCGACUACUCUGGGUCCGUCUGAAACUCAGUACUUCAUACAGGAGCUUCAAAAGUUUGAAGUGGGGAAAAUAUCAAAACAGAUAAAUGUGGCUCUCGAAGAAGGAAAGAUUCUUGUCUCUGAAAGUCUGACAGAAAUGAUUCACUCUCUUAAUUUUGCAUCUCAUCAAGAACUAUUGAAUGAAUUUAUUGCAUUAGAGAAGGAGCGAAUGAAGGCUAAAGAUAAUAAAACGAGAGGAGAUUUAGAUAAGAUCACCCUUUCCAUAGACCUGUUCUCUAAUAUUCGUGAUUGUAUGCUUAAACUUGACACCUUCAAGACCAUAGAUGGAAUUAAGAUCCCUCCUUAUUUCCAGUGUCCCUUGUCUUUGGGACUGAUGGUGAAUCCAGUCAUUAUUGCUUCAGGACAAACUUUUGAGAAGGCUUCCAUUCAAAAAUGGCUGGAUCAUGGACUAACUACAUGCCCACAAACCCUCCAAGCACUUGCACAUUCAAAUUUUAUCCCAAAUUAUACUGUUAAAGCUCUGAUAGAAAAUUGGUGUGAGGUAAACAAAGUGAGGCUUGACGGGAACCCUGAGUCCACUCAUGAUGGAAUCACAUCUAAUCCUGUACACCUUACUAAUAUGGACGAUGCGCGAGGGUCCUCAGAUCCCAGCAAUUCAACAUUGAGACUUUGUCAUCAAGGUGGACAAGCUUUUGAUAGUCAGAAGGUUGAUUGCACAUCCGAAUUGAGUGAAGAAGAAUUUAGUGCAUGCCGUAUCAAGGAGGCUGAAAAAUUUGGCCACACAUCCCCAGGGCUUUCCUACAUCCACAGCAGGAGUGAAUCGGUAUCAAGUGCUGUUUCCAGUAUUGAUUAUCUUCCCUCAGCGUCAACUGAUGUCUCAAGGAUAUCAAGCAAACAUUAUAAUGUGAGUGAUACAUCUGGAGAGGUACAAUGUGAUUACCGCAUUUCUUCUCCGUGCAACACGAGUGUUGGGAAUUCUCCUAAUUUAUCUGCAAGGCAAUAUCACAGCUCCAAAACAAUGGGUGAAAUGGCUGUGAAUGGACUCCACAACCAUGCUAGACAACUUUCCUUACCAACAAAGUCGAUGUCUGAUGAUCUGACCACGAGCUCCCAUGUUGAAAAGCUUAUUAGAGACUUAGAAAGUCAAUCAACUGAGGUGCAAACAACAGCUGCAGCAGAAUUGCGAUUUCUUGCAAAGCACAAUAUGGAAAACCGAGCUAUUAUAGGCCGCUGUGGGGCUAUUGCUCCACUCAUCUCUUUGCUAAACUCUGAUGUGAAACUAACUCAAGAGCAUGCUGUGACAGCAUUACUAAACUUAUCAAUAAAUGAAAACAUCAAGGCCAUGAUUGCGGAGCAAGGGGCGCUUGAACCCCUCAUCCAUGUCCUGAGAACAGGAAAUGCUGGAGCAAAAGAGAAUGCUGCUGCAGCUCUUUUUAGUCUGUCUCUUUUGGAAGAGUACAGAAAAAAGAUUGGGCGUUCUGGAGCAGUGAAAGCCUUGGUCGAUCUUCUUGGUUUAGGUACCAUCAGAGGGAAAAAAGACGCUUCUACAGCAUUAUUUAACCUGUCAAUAUUUCAUGAAAAUAAGGCUCGCAUCAUUCAGGCUGGAGCCGUGAAACAUCUCAUUAGGUUGUUGGACCCUUCGAAUGAAAUGGUUGAUAAAGCUGUUGCUCUUCUUGCAAACUUGUCUACCAUUUCAGAGGGCUGCUUAGCUAUUGCCCGAGAGGAGGGUAUACCAUCACUAGUCGAGAUUGUUGAAACCGGAUCUCAGCGGGGAAAGGAAAAUGCUUCCUCAAUACUGCUGCAACUGUGUCUCAACAGUCCCAAGUAUUGUCGAUUAGUGUUGCAAGAAGGUGCUGUCCCACCUCUUGUUGCAUUGUCUCAGUCGGGCUCCCCAAGAGCAAAGGAGAAGGCACAACAACUUCUCAGUCAUUUCCGGAGCCAGCGUGAAGGAACCACGGGGAGGGGAAAGUCCUGAUGUCUAAGUUUUGGCUCAUAGAAUCAUGCUGCUUUGCCGUUGGAUUCAAUGUUCAGAGAGUCGUCGUUCUUUCCAGGAACUAUAUUUUUUUUUUGAAAAAUCAUCUGUAGUUUCCCCUUUCUUGUUUGUUUUACCAUUAGGAAGUUGUUUGCUACUGGUUAGGACCGUGAUAUGUAAAUGGUAGUAGAUUCUUGUGUUAUAGCUUUCAGGAUUGGCAAAUAAGUGUUUGUUCCUAUGGUUGCUUUUUGUGGCCCUUUGUUAGCUAGUAGAUAUUGUAUAUGCGACAAGUUGUGAAUACUCAUGUUAGAGUAAGUAUACUCCAUCUAUAUUCUGA